UUUCUCCUGCCAGCCCCCCUCUGCCUGCUGACCCUGCUGCUGCCACCCCUCGGUCUGGGGGCCCCCAUCUCCCCAGCUGAGCCCAUCAGUCAAGCCUACAGCCUGGCACUCUACAUGCAGAAGAAUACUUCAACACUGCUGCAGACUUAUCUCCAGUGCCAAGGCAGCCCCUUUAGUGAUCCUGGCUUCUCAGCCCCAGAGCUCCAGCUCAGCAGCCUGCCUCCUGCCGCAGUCUCCUUCAAGACCUGGCAUGCGCUGAACGACAGGGAGCGUCUGAGCUGUGCCCAGGGGGCCUUCCUGGCCUUGACCCAGCACCUCCAGCUCGUGGGGGAUGACCAGAGUGACCUGAACCCUGGCAGUCCCAUCCUUCUGGCUCAGCUCGGGGCUGCAAGACUCAGGGCCCAAGGCCUGCUGGGCAACAUGGCUGCCAUCAUGACUGCCCUGGGCCUGCCUAUCCCGCCAGAAGAGGACACUCUUGGGCUUGUCCCCUUCGGGGCCUCGGCCUUCGAGAGGAAAUGUCGAGGUUAUGUAGUAACCCGGGAAUAUGGCCAUUGGACUGACCGAGCUGUGAGGGACUUGGCUCUGCUCAAGGCCAAAUACCCUGGGUAG
Molecule: messenger RNA, 609 nt
Organism: Balaenoptera ricei (Rice's whale)
Lineage: Eukaryota; Metazoa; Chordata; Mammalia; Artiodactyla; Balaenopteridae
Product: cardiotrophin-2
Exons: 2
Source: RefSeq, a predicted model, not a curated record